Ixodes scapularis (black-legged tick) is the source of this 2115-nucleotide messenger RNA. RefSeq names its product glycine-rich cell wall structural protein 2. Gene Ontology annotation, cellular component: chitin-based extracellular matrix. Gene Ontology annotation, molecular function: structural constituent of chitin-based larval cuticle. The record is from RefSeq and is a predicted model, not a curated record. Bases 481 to 1335 code for a protein of 284 amino acids. The transcript is spliced from 3 exons. NCBI's taxonomy places the organism in Eukaryota, Metazoa, Arthropoda, Arachnida, Ixodida, Ixodidae.
AUUCGUGGCCCAUUAUUUUCGCUUUCGUCCACGGGGCUGUCCUGAAUUUCGAUAUUAUUCAGCGGCACCCCCCCUCCCCCCUUUCCCUCCCUCAGCAUCCUCCCUUCUAACGUGGGGGGCUUUCUCUUUCUUGCUCUUGGCGUCUCGUUGCGGUUGUGGUGGUUGUCUUUUACUGUUGUUGUUCUUCACCCGCCGGUGAGGCAUCCCCCGGUCGGAUGGACGGAUGUCUCGGUGGGAGAGGGUGAAAGUGUAACGGCGAGCGGCACGCGGUCCGGGCCGGACCUCUCGGCGGUGGUAUAUAAACGCUGAGGCAGCGGGCCAGGAGCAUCACUGCAAGAGCAGGCGUCCUCUUGAACAGGUGUCUUCCUUCGGGACUCGGCGUAUUCGACACUGAGCUUUCCUAGAAGCAGCGGGCAGCGACGUUUUCUCCCAACUUGCACGGACUUUCCGCAUUCCUGCACAGACGCGACGCCUGGAACCAUGUUGGUUAAGGGGCUUUGUUUGAGCCUUCUGGUGGCGACCACUUUCGGUGCGAACCGCGGUGGAGGCUACGGUGGAGGCGCCGGCGGUCACCACGGAGGAGGAGGAGGGGGUGGUCACCACGGAGGAGGUGGAGGCUACGGCGGCACCGGCGGCGCCGGUGGCUACGGCGGCACGGGUGGGUACGGCGGUACCGGUGGUGCGGGAGGAUACGGCGGAGGCAAGGGUGGCUUCGGAGGAGGGGGCCUAAGCGGUGGAGGAGGCUUCGGUGGUCACCAUGGCGGCGGAGGAGGCGGUCAUCAUGGCGGUGGCGGCGGCGGUGGUGGAUACGGCGGCGGAGGUGGUGGAUACGGCGGCGGUGGAGGCGGCGGUGGAUACGAUCGCCCUACGCCAUACGAGUUCGGCUACGACGUCAAGGACGAGUACGGCAACAGCCAGAGCCGCCAGGAGAGCGGCGAUGGCAGCGGCACCGUCAAGGGCAGCUACGGCUACACCGACACCAACGGCAUCUACCGACAGGUCAGCUACGUGGCCGAUGCCAACGGAUUCCGCGCCACCGUCAAAACCAACGAGCCGGGAGUCGGACCCGCCAGCCCCGCCGACGCCGAGUUCAUCGUCGAACCGCCACCGGCCGGAGUCGUGAGCCAGUACGCCGGUGCCGGCGGCGGACACCACGGCGGUGGCGGUGGAGGUGGCCACCACGGAGGUGGCGGCGGAGGCGCCGGCGGCUACGGUGGCGGCCACCACGGAGGCGGAGGUGGAUACAGCGGUGGAUCCGGCGGAUACGCACCACCACCCACCCGGUACAGCGGUGGCGGCGGUGGCGGCGGUGGCGGCGGCCCCUGGAAGUACUAGAUGACCCUGUGAAACAUCUGUCCCAAAAUCUCUUUCGGCUUCGGUGUUUCUAGAGAGAAAUCGCCGUGCGUGUGUGAGUGUGUGUUUGUUUCAGAACUUGCUUGGUGGAACUGUGAUCGCUCCUCGCAAAAGCUUCCCCCUAAGUCCUAACAGGAGCCCAUCCUCUCGACGCCUCUUCCUGGACGAAGUCUAUCCUGGACUCGUUCAUCGAAGAAGCGCGUUCUCGAGGACUCCUUUCCGAGUCUGGCACGUUGCUUCUCUCCUUCCCCGGAUCGAGAGCGACGGAGUCCUUUGCCUUCGGAAUUAUACGUAUCUUGGUUGUGUCUUUUUGGGAUGUCGCUUUUUGAAGUAACUUGUCUCCGCAUCUCGUAGGCCGAGCGAGAUGAGAGGUCACGUUUCGUGUGCAAUGUGUAAAUUCGUAUGCUUGUUUUCGUUCAUGUUUUAUGAUUCGGGAACUUAUGGGAGGUCCUCUUCGCUUUGUGCAUUCUGCUUUCAGUGUGGCGGCACGUGUCAGUCAGCAAAACCAUUAGGGAAUGGCAUCAUCUGUUGUGUAAUACUCAGUCUGCUUUCUCGUCGAGAAAGAACGUGCAUACUCAAUUGACGUCAAAUUGUGUGGUAUGUUGCGAGUUUUUGCUCAUAUGUAUGCAUGGAUGGUGCGCGUUGUAUAUGUGAGCUUGAUCUGUUCCUUAAAAUUUGUGUGGCUGCGUGUGCGUGUCCGUGUGUUGCUCCGUGCGUGUUUUGUAAUAUUCUGUGCAAUAAAUAUUAUUUAUCUGUAUUGAA